Molecule: messenger RNA, 1958 nt
Organism: Paecilomyces variotii
Lineage: Eukaryota; Fungi; Ascomycota; Eurotiomycetes; Eurotiales; Thermoascaceae
Product: phosphatidylinositol phospholipase C
Exons: 3
Coding region: 91-1803 (570 amino acids)
Biological process (GO): lipid metabolic process
Molecular function (GO): phosphoric diester hydrolase activity
Source: RefSeq, a predicted model, not a curated record
UAAAAGGAUCUUUCGGGGGUCAAUUGAACUGUCUAGAAGCGCUUUCCAGACUCCUCAACGUGCUCAGAAAUCAGCCUUGUUAAUACGAAAAUGACCGCUUUCAGCCGCCGAGAAUGCGCGGAGACCUCUCCGACCCUUGGGACAGCGGCUGAGAAUCCAGUUCGCGCGCCUCUUCCCGCCAGCCCACGGGCCGUCGAAGAGAGCCAGGGCGCAAUCAGGAACAGAUCCCAGAUCCCAGAUCCAACAGAGCAGAACUUAAUUUUCCUCGCCUCGUUCCCAUAUAUCCGGGCUGCGCCCGUCGUCAUGGCCAUGUUUCGCUUUCUCGCACAGCCCUUUGGGUCUAAUGGCGGUGCAGCGACAGGACCGACGAAGCCUAAGAAGUCCAAAAUGGUUGCUGAACAUCUCACUAUCAGAAACCUCACUCCGACGCCGAUCGAGUUGAAGCUCGUGGAGCGCUUCUCUGCGCCGGACGCACCACUUGCUGAUGUGGGAACCCUUGCGAAGAACUUCACCAGAUUGGUGACGAAUACGACGCGCACCAACAACCCGGUUGAUGCCAUCGCGAACGAUGCGAAGCCUUUCGCGCAUGAGGAUGUAAAUGUCCGGGUGGAACCGUGGGCUACGGCCCAGACAGAUAUCCGCGCCUUCACAAAGUCCGACAAGGAGAGACUGCGCCUGACCAUCGAAGCAGAAGGGGAACGACACCAGGUGCAGACGCCGGUGCCGACCACAGAAUCUGCAACCAUGCGCGCGUUGACGGACAAGCCUCGUUUCCAAUUUACUGGCAUCUAUAUCACGCCCGAGUCACACCUGGCAGUCUUCUCCUCUGCCAAUCUCCAGGCUUGGAUGCGCGAACUGAGAGACGACACCCUGUUGUCCGCUCUCUCGAUUCCUGGUACUCAUAACUCUCCCACCUGCCAUGUUGCUCCGCCAUCUGUCCGCUGUCAAGCAGUCAGCCCACGGAAGCAGCUCGAGAACGGUGUACGCUUCUUUGACAUUCGGGUUCAGCCGCAGUUUCCUGAGGACCCAGCCAAAGACCAGCUGCUCCUGGUCCACAGUGUCUUUCCCAUUUCUCUAACAGGGAACAAGUAUUUCCGCGAUCUGAUGCAGACGGUAAACGAGUUCCUGGACCGUAAUCCAUCGGAGACCCUCAUCAUCUCUUUGAAGAGAGAGGGGCCCGGAACACAUACUGAUGAACAAUUAAGCCGGAUCCUACGCGACCACUACGCUCGUCCAGACAGCCGUUGGUAUACAGACCCCAAGAUACCCACCUUAGGUGAGGUCCGCGGCAAAGUCGUUCUCAUCCGCCGCUUCAACAUCGAGGAGCGAUUGAAGCACGAGCAUAACGGGAGAGGCUGGGGCUUAGACGCAUCUGCAUGGGCGGAUAACACCCCCCAUGCGAUGUGUCCCAGCGGAGAGAUCUGUAUCCAAGAUUUCUACGAGGUCCUCGAAACCCAAAACAUCAAUAAGAAGAUCCAAUACGUCACGGAACAAAUCUGUCGAUCUGGCGAGCAAUGCUAUCCAUACGGCAUCCUGAAGAACCCCGAUGACGGAAAGCGUCAUCCUUUCUAUAUCAACUUCCUCUCCGCCAGUAAUUUCUGGAAAGUAGGAACCUGGCCUGAGAAGAUAGCAGCGAAACUGAACCCAGCCACCGUAGACUAUCUCUGUCGAAAGCACCCCGAGAAGCAGGAUGGUGAUUGGUCCACGGGUAUCCUGGUUAUGGACUGGGUUGGUCUAGAUGGAGAUUGGGACUUGGUUAGAUGUGUCGUGGGCAUGAACUCCAGGUUGAAGUCGAGGCAGUAAGCUCGGAAGAUAGACUUCUUUGAGCUUAUCUGUGUUCAUUCUUCUUAUUUUUGUAAUCUUCUCAAGCGAAAAGCCCCCUCUGCAGGACCUCAGAGGUAUACGUAGUCUGCUUUUUAUAUCUUGUGUUCUACAGGUUUAUUGGUUAGAUGGCAAUG